AAAGAAGAACUUGAAGAACUUACACUAUCAAUUAAGAGAACUGCAAACAGAGUCCGAAAUAAGCUGAAGAUUAUAGAACAAAGCAUUAAAACGGAAGAUGACGAAAACCAAGGUUCAGUAGAUUUAAGAAUACGCAAAACUCAGCACUCGACUCUAUCCCGAAAAUUUGCAAAUGUGAUGACUGAGUACAACGAGAUUCAAAUCUUGUUCAGGGAGCGCAGCAAAGGACGAAUUCAGCGGCAGCUUGAGAUCACUGGAAAAACAACCACUGAUGAUGAACUGGAAGAGAUGCUGGAAAGUGGUAACCCAUCUAUUUUUACAUCUGAUAUCAUAUCGGACACGCAGAUCACCAGACAAGCUCUUAAUGAGAUUGAAUCACGACACAAAGACAUUAUCAAACUGGAAGCAAGCAUACGAGAGUUGCACGACAUGUUUGUGGACAUGGCCAUGUUAGUGGAACAGCAGAGGAAGGACCCCUCUUUGCUUUCUGGAGGUCCAAAUGUUCACAUCCACGAGUUGGUCAGCUACCUGGGAACCAGUCAGCUGCUUGUUGCUGGCCAGAUCUCCCUUUGUGCAGUCAUUUCCCUCACUGUUUGAACAAGCAGCAGUGUGAACAGCACAUGUAAUAAGUGUUGGUGUCCUGAUUUUAAAAAGUGCUGCAAUCCUUUCCAUAAUGCUUCAUUUUAGAAACAGCCCUUUUCCAUUUCAGCCCACAAUAAAAAGCACAGCAAAAUAAAAACCUAGGUGCAAAAUCUUAGGUGUAAAGUGAAAAAUCAAGAAAUAAAGUUAAAAGUUUUAAAUUUAUGUAGAACUAUGUUUAAUGUUGACAUGGCGCAGGAUGAUGCAGUACAGAACUAUGGGAGGGGAAUGGAAAAGACCAGCGAGAAUAAUCAGGUACAUGGUGAGGGCAGGAAAGAUUCAAUGGCAUAGUAAUGAUGAAAGGCAAGGAUGGGGCAAAAAAAUGAAUUCACAGGAGGUGUAAAUGGUUCCAGAAAGUUGGAGAACAAAUUAAAACUUGGGGUCACAUUUGCUGACUGAACUAGAAUAUUUAGCACAGCAUUGAACUGUAGCUUCUUUGCAUUUACCGCUCCUGCCAGUAUGUGGCAUUACUGUAUGGAUUAGAAUGCUGUAUCCGUUUGGGGAACUUUGGUUUCACUUAAUUAGCAUCAACAGCAAAAUGAAGGGUUAGGUGACCAGGAUUGGUAUAUUUUUAGAAAACUGGAUUGUUUGAUGCAGCUUCAGUUCUUUUCCCUGCUUUCUUUGAAAGUGUGUUUCUUUAAGAUAAUAUCAGAACCUGUCUUGUAACCUCAGUGGUGUUUGUUUUAGCUCUGCUUUAUCCUAAGGAUCUAUCAAGUUUUCCUCCUUUCACAAAAGAAAUGUAUUAUCUAAUGUAUUAAGUACUGCAUCAUCCUGCGCCAUGUCAACAUUUAACCAUGCCCUAUUUAUAUAGAUGUUUCUUUAUAAAUGUGGAAAAUGGCAUUGGAAGUCUAUAAAAUAAAGGCUGAUGUUGCUGUUUCCUCUGGCCUCUACCCUGCUUCACUUUAAAAAUAUUUGGUCUUUUCUCACAUCUCUGCAACAUUGCACAGGAUUGACUUGUUGAAAGUUAGUUUUCUCCUUAACACUAUUUCUUGGAAUUAGGUUUUAUUGUCAUGUGUGCUCAAGUACUAGGAUACAGGAGUACAGUGACAAGUAUGCAAAGUCACCAUUCUCCAGCAUCACCUUAGGUACAACGGAACCUAGGUGCAAAAUCUUAGGUGUAAAGUGAAAAAUAAAGAAAUAAAGUUAAAAGUUCAACAUAGCAGUUCUUAACUGCUUAGCCAUAGGCCUGGAUCUGGGCUCAUCCACCCUGACACUGAGAUUUUCUGAUGCAAUUAUAAUUUUUUUGCGCAGCUUGUCACCAUGAGCCCUGCCAUGUUAUGCUUUCAAUAAUGGAAUGAGAAUCAACUCAAGAUCAGCACCAGUUUUCCCUUUUCCAAGGAGCUUCUGCUGCAAAUUAAUUUGGGUGUUUGACACAUAACACAGUUGUCACCCUUAGCCCCCGAAUAGUUUUUUUGUUGAAGGUGUAACAAAAUAAAUGAGAUGUUUCUUCUUUUGCUAAUUGCUGCUGAUGGGACAGCUACACAGGUAACCAACAAAGUCACAUGAUUACAUCCAUUUCAUUGAUGGCCCUAUUGAAUCACUGUGACAUUUGUGCAGCACGUUGACAUCAAAACAUGAACUUACAUCAAUUUUGCACACAUGAGUUUGCACCCAAUACAAGAGAACAUGCACAGGAUCAAAAGUUGUGAUUUGUUUUAUUUUUACCUGAAAUUGCACUAUUACAAAUCUUGAAAAAUGGUCAGUGCACACCCACUUGUUUAGGAUUGUUCAACUCUUUGCACUAGCUUGCCUUCAGGACUGAGCAAGGUUGACAAUUUAUGCAUUAUACUCCUGGUAUAUCUUUGCCAAACUUACUGAGCAAUGUUUUGAUUCCUGUGCCUGUUAGUUCAGUUUCACAAUUAUUUGUUAUGCACUGGUAUCUUCUGUCUCUCUCGUGUCUUUUCAUCCACCAUGCUCCUGUAUUGCAUUGGCAUACUCGUUAAGAUACUGUGGAACUCUGAAAUUGAAAGAAAGUGCUGGAGAAAUUCAGCAGGUCUGAUAACCACAGCUAGUGUUCCGAGACCAUUCUGUGUCUCCGAGUCUGUAUGAUGAUAUUGCUGCCAGACUUGCUGAGUUUCCUCAGCACAUUGUUUCAUUAUUCCAGAGGUCUGACUUGAAGAAGCAAGAUGCUUAUUUAAACAGUUAUUCAUGCAACAUUUCCCACAACUGGACCUACAGAAUAAGUUACAUUUUAUGUUAAACCAUCAACUGAAGGUGUCAUUUAAAAUUUCUAUUCCAUUAUUUCAGCAACACAGGAAUUCCUAAUCUUUGCUCUGGUUAAUUUAUGAAUAUGUUCAAAACAAUGAAGGGAUUUGAUAGGGUAGAUACAAAGAAACUAUUUCCUGUGAGGAAGUCUAAAACAAGGGGACUAAGUGUUAAAUUUAAAACUGGGCCAGUGUGACCAAGGAACAACUUUCGCACAGGAGGUUGUAUAAAUAUAAAAUUGUGCAUUCCUAAAAGGCUGUGGAUGUCACUGGUCAGUUGGAAUAAGGUGCAGUUCCACCACUUUGGGUACCCUAAGGCUAGUUCUCACUGGAGUCUUGAGAGAACAGUUGAACGAUCAUGGAAAACUCACCAUGAAGGUAAGACCAGAGGCUGGGUCAGCUUCCUCCAAUACAUUUGCCUGUAAAGCCUGUCCACCAUCUACAACUACAAGUCAGGAGUGUGAUGGAAUACUCCCCACUUGCCUGGAUGAGAGCAGCUCCAUCAACACUCCAGA
Molecule: messenger RNA, 3358 nt
Organism: Rhincodon typus (whale shark)
Lineage: Eukaryota; Metazoa; Chordata; Chondrichthyes; Orectolobiformes; Rhincodontidae
Product: syntaxin-2-like
Exons: 6
Coding region: 178-597 (139 amino acids)
Biological process (GO): exocytosis; synaptic vesicle fusion to presynaptic active zone membrane; intracellular protein transport
Cellular component (GO): SNARE complex; endomembrane system; synaptic vesicle
Molecular function (GO): SNAP receptor activity; SNARE binding
Source: RefSeq, a predicted model, not a curated record